Messenger RNA from Musca domestica (house fly), 510 nucleotides. RefSeq lists its product as uncharacterized. The transcript has a single exon. Bases 1 to 510 code for a protein of 169 amino acids. Lineage: Eukaryota; Metazoa; Arthropoda; Insecta; Diptera; Muscidae. The record is from RefSeq and is a predicted model, not a curated record.
AUGCUUGUGGUGCGAAGUGGAGCCACACCCACAUUUAAGAAAUCAUUUGGAGUUGCAACCCAUCCAGGUUAUGCCCAGCCUCAACCCCAGCCAACCUAUGUGACACAAGCUCAACCAGUCUAUGUUGCUGCUCAUCCAGCUCCAGCUCCACCACCACAGAGGCCAAUUGUUGUACAAGUCCAACAUCCAGCUCCAGCACCUCCACCACCCAGGCAAGUAGUUGUGCAACAUCCGGCACCAGCUCCUCCACCACCAAGACAAGUUGUUGUCCAGCCAGUUAUCUAUAGACCCGUGGUGCAACAUCCAGCUCCAGCACCACCCCCACCACCCAGACAGGUUGUCGUCCAACCUGUAAUUGUGAAACCUGUUGUUCAACAUCCAGCACCACCACCCAGACAGGUUGUUGUUCAUCCCCAACCCCAACCGCAACCAUAUAAGGUUAAGCCCAUUGUUGUAAAGCCCAUUAUCGUCAAACCCGUUAUUGUGAAGCCACCAAAGAAGCACCACUAG